CGGCUCCCCCACCGAGGAAGGAGGAGAAGGAGGAAGCAUGACCCCUCCUGCCGCCCGGCCGGGCGAUAACGGCAGGCCAGUGUCUCUGUUCCACCAGCUGGAGGAGAAGGUCGCCAAGCUGCAGGCGGCCAUGGAGUCCCUGAGCCAGCUCCCCAGCGCCCCGGAGCUCCUCGCCCGUAGCCAGGCGGACGCCGUGCCCAUCCGCAAGUUCUCGGUGUCCGGCAGCAGCACCGGGCCCGUCAAGGACAUGUGGCAGUUGAUGCAGGUCAAAAAGAAAGUGGAAGCGAACGAGGAAGGAGUCAACAAGGCUAUGACAACUUUACAAGAAUUAAUGAAUUCAAUUAAUCAAUUAAAUAACACUAAUGAAACACUGAGGAAGGAGCUUGACAAAUACUCCGAUACAAAACCGGAAACAAGACUUCCCAUCAUGAUAGACCUGAUCAUAUAAAUUCAGAACGGAGCAGAACAACAGCGCUUCAACGGAGGCUACACAGCACUGACAAUGUCACCUAGAAGCAGGCGAAAUGUUUGCACGAAAGCCAGUCAGCUCGGUGAACCAAUCAACGACUCCAACUUUUGGCCACCUGCAGAGACUUACAAUUCGACACGCCACUCACGCUAUUUGUAUGGUCGUUGAUCUCUCUCCCCUUGACCUCUCUCUGCCCAUAAAUGCUGUGUUUUGUGUUUUUCUCUCUCAC
This is a messenger RNA of Rhincodon typus (whale shark), 698 nucleotides long. RefSeq lists its product as uncharacterized. The transcript has 3 exons. The record is from RefSeq and is a predicted model, not a curated record. The coding region runs from base 38 to 448 and encodes 136 amino acids. NCBI's taxonomy places the organism in Eukaryota, Metazoa, Chordata, Chondrichthyes, Orectolobiformes, Rhincodontidae.